Molecule: messenger RNA, 1418 nt
Organism: Puccinia graminis f. sp. tritici CRL 75-36-700-3
Lineage: Eukaryota; Fungi; Basidiomycota; Pucciniomycetes; Pucciniales; Pucciniaceae
Exons: 4
Coding region: 38-1045 (335 amino acids)
Biological process (GO): RNA catabolic process; ribonucleotide metabolic process
Cellular component (GO): ribonuclease H2 complex; nucleoplasm
Source: RefSeq, a predicted model, not a curated record
GAUUGUUGAUCGCUAGUAAAGCACGAAUCGAUCAGCUAUGGCGGCCUCUGACCCGAUCAUCCUUCCCACAUGUCUCCUCGAAGUUAAAGACGAUCUACCGAUCGUGCGUCUACCACAUCCCAGGACGCGUUUGCCUGCACUAUUCGCGAUCAAAGCUGGGCAAGGAAUUUGGGAGAUCCAAUCCAUCAUUUCAUCGCCAACUUCGAGCCGAUCAUGGUUUUUUAGACCGAGACGCGAAGAUCAGAUUGAUCAAUUAAUCAGUCAACAAGCUGGCCGUCUGCUUGUCGUCACCCCCUUCGAUCCUUUCUUUCUUCUUCUCGGGCUUUUCCUCGGACACGCAAACUCGGACAACGAAACCGAUCCGUUUGCAAUUGAUAAGAAGAGCACCGACCACCGCGCUCGGUUUGAAGAUAUAGAAACGAUUCUUGAACGGAUACAGGAGCAUUGGCUGUUUGCAGGAAGUGCGGAGGGUCCGACUGCCGGUGAUGUGGAGCUCUUCACAAACGAAGCCUUUCAAGAUAAACACCUCUCCCGAAUCUUCGCCCCUCUCCAUCAAGAAGAGACUGGGACCACGCUGUGGCGUCUGGAAGCCGAACGCAUAGUUAAGGAAAUUAGGCGCAAAGUCGAUCAACUUAAUUCUGUCGGUCUGGAUGCGGGUCGAGAUGCCCGUACGGUCUGGACUCGACUUGGAUCCAAGGAGGGUCUGUUUGACUUUGAACAGACUUCUCAUAAUCUACCUAUAAUUAAUGACAUCUACAAGAAAAUCUCGCUCGAGAUGAUUCAGGCCUAUCUCCCGAAACCGAUCAGCGAGCAUCUACAAGGCAUGAAUGAGUAUAAAUUCUUAGCGUUGAAAAAGGAGAAGGAGAACCAGGCGCGCCGCUCGACGAUUAAUCCUCUAGAGAUCGGACGCAAUCCUCAAGGCUCAGAGGCCAAGUCCAAGAGCACCGCCAAACCACCUCCCGCUAAGAGGAAGAAAACCGAGGACAGUCUGAAACCAAGGCCCAAAGGCACCCUUCAUCAGUUCUUCAAACCUAAAGCUCCCUGAAUCAAGACAAUACGGUGCCUGAAUCCUCUGCCGAUUUCUUUCUUCUUCAUGUAUUUGCCCCUUCUUCCGCAGAGAUUGAAAUCAUCCAUCUUGACGAACGACAUCACACAUAGACUCAAAUGUACACAAUGAUAGAUAUUCAUUGCAUUGAUAGAUAUUCAUUGCAUCAAUCCAUAGAUCAUCCCACUUUGUGUGUCCAAUCAUAAGGCUCUGUUUGACCAUGUCUACUGAUCAUAUUCUAUUCUAUGUGACAAAUUAUCUGCUAUCAAUUGUCAGGAUAUCAUGAGUUUCUAUGUAUCAAUCAUCUUGCGGAAAAUGAGAACUCCUCACAGGUUUCAUGGUUGUAUUCAGCUGGGGCUCCUUGGAUACCGCC